AUGUAUUUUGUAAUAUUGUUUGUAAUUGCUGUUCUACAAGCAUUUCACUACGCGAACAGCGAAGAUUUUGGCUACGAUGGAGUUAUAGGUCCAGUGCACUGGGGUGAACGGUACCAGGAGUGCAGAGGCAAGCACCAGAGUCCUAUCGACAUCAAUGUGCUGCGCGUCAAGCAAGUCGCUCUGCCGGACAUUACCUUCAUUGGCUUCGACGACUCUAUCGACGAUGUACACGUCACUAACAAUGGACAUACCGUGUUAAUCGAAGUGGAGAAUGAACCGCACCCACGUGUCAGUGGCGGUCCUCUCGACGGUGACUACAUCUUCAGCCAGAUGCAUUUCCACUGGGGCGAUAACGAUACAUUCGGUUCUGAAGACAAAAUAAAUCAUAGAAGUUUCCCUAUGGAGCUUCAUAUGGUUUUCUUCAAAGAGGAAUACAAAACUCCCCACGAUGCGGUGCGACAUUCGGACGGCCUCGCGGUGCUCGCCUUCUUUUAUGAGUUAGAUCGUCAUCAACACCCAGCCUACGAUGACAUAACAUCAGCGUUAUCAAACGUCACAGAACCUCAUACGAGUGUGGUAAUGAACCAUCCCUUCUCGUUCCUCAACAUACUGCCUUACGAUUUGAACCGCUACUUCACGUACAGAGGAUCUCUGACUACCCCACCUUGUUCCGAAGUCGUCAUAUGGCUUGACUUUGAGCAGCCCGUGAGGUUGGCUCAUGACCAGAUAGAAGUAUUCAGGGAGCUGCGAUCAGCAACUGGGAAAAUUCGACACAAUUUCCGUCCUAUACAACCGAUAGGCGAUCGCGUUGUUUUUUACAACAUAGAUAAUAAAUAUUUCAGUUACAAUGAAGUAGACGAUCCCGAUGAAGAUAUUCCAAAAAGAAAAAUAGGCCACAGUAACAGUUAUGGAUUAGUUAGCAGCGUAUAUACUAUACUUAGUUUAAUUAUAAUUACUGUAAGUUUAUUUUAAGGUAGAUAAUAAAAACCGAUAGUACUUAUAACGUUACUGCUAAUAAGAAUUUUUUUAAUCGAAUAACCUUCUUGUUACGGAAUUAGUUAAUUUUAUAAAAAAAAAAUUGUGUGAUGUAACCUGUGAUAUUAUGUACAUUUGAAAAUAGACAUUAGAAUUGUAGAAAUUUAUAUAAAACGUAUCAUAAUAAUGUAAAGAUCAGUACAAAAUACCUAAAUAAAGUUAUUAAAUACAAAUAAAAAAAAGAAUCUUGACUGUUGACAUGGUACAAUGAAAAUCAAACUGAAAGGUUACCGUUUCAUUUUUGUAAUGGCAGUAAAAAAAGAAAUCUUUUGUCAAUAUUGCCUGAUUGAAGAUGCGAUUUAAUACAGGGAUAUAUGAAUUAAAACUAAUUUUGUAAACCUUAAAAUUAUUAUAUUAUGUAAAAAAUAAUCUGUAAUUUGUGUUUCAUUCAUUACUGUACAAGAAAUACAAUGAUUGUUCAGUCCACAUACAUUUCUAUCAUACAAUCAUAUUAAUACAUACAUCUAUUAAAAAAUUUACUCUCAAGAAAAUUGUAGAGAUUAUAAAAUUUUACUUUUCAAUUCAUACACUUAUAUUGUUUAAGAUU
Messenger RNA from Papilio xuthus (Asian swallowtail), 1582 nucleotides. Its product is annotated as putative carbonic anhydrase 3. Gene Ontology annotation, cellular component: cytoplasm. The record is from RefSeq and is a predicted model, not a curated record. Gene Ontology annotation, molecular function: carbonate dehydratase activity; zinc ion binding. NCBI's taxonomy places the organism in Eukaryota, Metazoa, Arthropoda, Insecta, Lepidoptera, Papilionidae. The transcript is spliced from 7 exons. The coding region runs from base 1 to 972 and encodes 323 amino acids.